AUGCCGCCGGGGGUCUAUGGCAUGCAGGAUGUGUGGGAGAACGAGGGUCGAGAGCAGGUCACAGUGGACUUCCUCCUCCCCACAGGGAUCUACCUGAGCUUUCCUGUAUCGCACAGUGACACCAUUGGGGCUAUUAAAAAAAUGGUGUGGAAAAAUGCCAGAAGCGAACCCCUCUUCAGUGCCCUGGGUGACCCCGAUGCUUACGUGUUCACCUGCAUUAACAUGACAGCGGAGCGUGAAGAGCUGGAGGAUGAGCAGAGGCGCCUGUGUGACGUUAGGCCCUUUAUGCCUGUGCUCAGGCUGGUUGCCCGUGAAGGAAACAGAGUGGAGAAGCUCAUUAACACCCAGAUCAGUCUUCUCAUAGGCAAAGGUCUGCAUGAAUUUGAUGCUCAAAAGAACCAUGAAGUGGAUGAAUUUCGCACAAAAAUGCGUUUGUUUUGUGAAGAACGAGCUUUGGAACGCCAGCUGUUGCCAUGGUAUCAGUGGAUGGAGUACAGCUUUCCGUGUGACUUAGAGCCAUGUUCCAUAGUGACACAGAGCGGGAAAAAUCGCAAUGUUAAGAAGAUCUUUGUUAAUGUCAAAUUUGAGGCCAGUGAGGAAAGCUUUAUGCUCCAGCUUGAGCCGCAUGAUUUGCCAGUGACUUUGGUGAAGAGCGCUCUGAAGAAAAAGGCCACAGUUUUCAGGCCAGUGAAGCAGGAGAAACCUGAGGAUUAUACUCUACAGGUUAACGGGAGAUGGGAGUUUAUCUACGGGAAAUACCCCCUGUGUCAGUUCAAAUACAUUUUUUCAUGUUUGCAUGGAGGCCUGACUCCACAUUUGACUAUGGUUCAUCAUUCCACAAUCGUUAAGUACCAGGAGGAACAAGGCAUCAUUAACAAUCACAUCUCCAAGAGCCGAUCCUCCUCCAAACCUCCGCCUCUGCCCCUCAAGAAGCAAAACACUUCCUUACUGUGGUCCAUUCAGGAACCUUUUUAUGUACAGCUAGUACAGGGCGCUCGGGUCAAUGCAGAUGAGGGCAUGAAGUUGGUGGUCCAGGUGGGGCUUUUCCAUGGCAGUGAGCUUCUGUGUAAAGUAGUGACCAGUAAUGAGAUCAACGUUAGUUCUGAGCCUUUGUGGGACCAGAAGUUGCAAUUUGACAUCGGCGUUAGUGACCUGCCUCGCAUGAGUCGCCUCUGCUUCGCUCUCUAUGCUGUUAUUGAGAAGGCAAAGAAACCACGGUCAACUAAGAAGAAGAACAAAAAAGCUGAUUGCCCUUUAGCCUGGGUGAACACUAUGGUUUUUGACUACAAGGACCAACUGAAGACUGGAGAAUUCUGGCUGUCCACUUGGCCCUCGGUGCCAGAUGAUAAAGGUGAUCUGCUGAAUCCAAUGGGUACUGUGGAAAGAAACCCAAACAUUGACAGCACUGCUGGACUCCUGAUACGAUUUCCCAACAUUCGACCUCACCCUCUUUACUACCCUCCUCUGGAAAAGAUAAAUGAAUUAGGAACAAAUGGAGAGAGGGUGGCCACCACAAAAGAGGAGCACCUUAAGCUGAAGGAGAUAGUGGACAAUAAGAACUACACAGAGUUUUUUGAGGAUGAGAAAGAGUUGUUAUGGAAGAUGCGGAGCGUGGUGCGUGAGAAGUAUCCAGAGAGUCUCUCCAAACUGCUUCUCAUCACCAAGUGGAAUAAACACGAAGAUGUAGUACAGAUGGUGUGUUUGUUGCGUAAAUGGCCAGAUCUGCCUGCCUUACAUGCCCUGGAGUUACUGGACUACAGCUUCCCCGACCCCCACGUGCGCUCUUUCACCAUCCGCUGUCUCAGAAAGCUACGGGAUGAUGAACUGUUUCAGUACCUGCUGCAGCUGGUCCAGGUUCUGAAAUACGAAUCCUACCUUGACUGUGACUUAACGAGUUUCCUCUUGGAAAGAGCUUUGUCCAAUAAGAGGAUAGGUCACUUUUUGUUUUGGCAUCUCAGGUCAGAAAUGCAUGUGUCCUCAGUCAGUUUACGUUUUGGGCUCAUCAUGGAAGCCUACUGUCGAGGGAGCAUCUAUCACAUGAAGAGUUUAAUGAAACAGAACGAGGCCCUGAAUAAAAUGAAGGCUCUGAAUGACUUUGUGAAGUCUGGCUGUCAGAAGGCCUCUAGGUCUCAGACCACAGAGGAAAUGAAAGUGUGCAUUAAACAGGACACAUACCUGGAGGCACUGUCUGAUCUGCUGUCCCCUCUGAAUCCCAGCAUCAUUCUCUCAGAGAUCUGUGCAGACAAUUGUAAAUUCAUGGACUCCAAAAUGAAGCCCUUGUGGCUGAUGUAUAAGAAUAAAUGGAUGCAGACAGAUACCGUGGGGAUUAUCUUCAAGAACGGAGAUGAUCUGCGGCAGGAUAUGCUGACCCUUCAAAUGAUUCAGUUAAUGGAUGUACUUUGGAAGACAGAAAGCCUGGAUUUAAGGAUGAUUCCGUACGGCUGUUUGUCAACUGGGAAUAAGACAGGUCUCAUUGAGGUUGUGAAAAACUCUGACACCAUCGCCAACAUCCAGAGGAACAACAGCAACAGUGCUGCAACUGCUGCCUUCAAUAAAGAUGCUUUACUCAACUGGCUCAAGUCCAAGAACCCCGGGGAUAAGCUGGACCAGGCCAUUGAAGAGUUCACACUGUCAUGUGCGGGCUAUUGUGUAGCUACAUAUGUUUUGGGAAUAGGAGAUCGCCAUAGUGACAAUAUCAUGAUCAGGGAAAAUGGCCAGCUGUUCCACAUAGACUUUGGACACUUCCUUGGGAACUUUAAGACCAAAUUUGGGAUCAACAGAGAACGUGUGCCUUUCAUUCUGACAUAUGACUUUGUUCAUGUGAUUCAGCAGGGGCGAACCAACAACAGCGAGAAGUUUGAGAGAUUUCGGGAGUACUGUGAGCAAGCCUACAAGAUCCUCUGUCGAAAUGGGAUUCUUUUUGUGAACCUGUUUGCCUUGAUGAGAGCGGCAGGGCUUCCUGAGCUCAGCUCCUCCAAAGACAUACAGUACUUAAAGGACUCUCUUGCACUGGGCAAAUCUGAGGAGGAAGCACUGAAGAACUUCAAAGUGAAAUUCAAUGAAGCUCUGAGAGAAAGCUGGAAAACUAAGGUGAACUGGAUGAUGCACAGUUUUGCCAAAGACAACAGAUGA
Messenger RNA from Chanos chanos (milkfish), 3132 nucleotides. It is a transcript of the gene pik3cd, whose product is annotated as phosphatidylinositol-4,5-bisphosphate 3-kinase, catalytic subunit delta. Gene Ontology annotation, biological process: phosphatidylinositol-mediated signaling; phosphatidylinositol-3-phosphate biosynthetic process; phosphatidylinositol 3-kinase/protein kinase B signal transduction. Gene Ontology annotation, cellular component: phosphatidylinositol 3-kinase complex; plasma membrane; cytoplasm. Lineage: Eukaryota; Metazoa; Chordata; Actinopteri; Gonorynchiformes; Chanidae. Gene Ontology annotation, molecular function: 1-phosphatidylinositol-4-phosphate 3-kinase activity; 1-phosphatidylinositol-3-kinase activity. The coding region runs from base 1 to 3132 and encodes 1043 amino acids. The record is from RefSeq and is a predicted model, not a curated record. The transcript has 22 exons.